AUGGAUGUCUGGUGCUUUGAAGAUGACAACAACCAUUCAAGUUCCUCCUCCGGGAGCCUUCCUCGGAAGCCAUUUGGUGGAUACUGGAGCUCUUUCUCUAGCUUGGAAGACAACUAUGUUGCUGGGAUUUCUCAUGAUGAAGCAGUUGAUCGAGUUGAAUUAGGUGAUACAAAUAUUCUGAACUCAUCUGCAGUGCAGAUUCAGGAGCAGAUUAACGAGCUCAAUAUGCUCAUGGACUCGAUGGAUUCAACCGGACAAGUCCCUGGUGAUAUUUUUCAACAAUCUCAAAUUGGGAGUAUUAAUCAAUCAAACUUGAUCUAUCAGUCGCAAUUUCAAAUUUCCAACGAACCAUCUCAUUUUUCGAGCAACAAGAGUUGUUAUUUUGAUUCAAGCUCUUCAAAUUAUAUGGUGACUGAUCAGUCCAUGUUGCCGACAUCAAUGGCGAAUCAACACUCUUUUUUAUUAUCUACAAUGGAAGACAUGGCACUCACAAGAGCUAUGGUAUCUGUCAUCUCUUCUUCUUCAACACCGUCAUCAUCAUCAUCUGCAACAACAUAUCAGAGGGCUCAAACAUCUCAAAAGCAGGCAAAUUAUUACCCAUCAAUGAGCUCCUUCCAACCUUACAGCUCUUCAAAGCCUCCAUUAAUGGAGAGUCAUAAGAAUUUUCAUAGUCAGAAUAUGAUAAAGAAGAGUCAUAAUAUGUUGAGAAAUGUUAACAUGUUGAAAGAUAAAGGGAAAGUGGAAGAAACACAACCAAGUGCUUAUCAAAUGCAACAUAUGGUAUCAGAGAGAAGGCGUCGGGAGAGAUUGAAUGCGAGCUUUCAUUCUCUUUGGCAAUUGCUUCCUCCUGUUUCCAAGAAAGACAAGACAUCAGUGCUCUGCAACACCGUAAGCUACAUAAAAACAUUGAAGGAUGAGAUCUACGAGCUGGAGGGGAACAACAGAACCGUUGAGGAAAAUAUCUUCACCAACACAGAAUUUAAUGAGAAAUCAAUGAAACAAAAUGAGAACGUGAGAGUUCGGAUCAGCAAAUCUUCUGAAACAUUAUCAGGAGAGAUUCAGCAGAUAGAGCUCGUGAUAAUGGUGAGAUCGGUUCAGUGUGAUUUGAUAAGAGUUCUUCUUCAAGUUCUAGAAAGCAUCAAAGCCAUGGAAGCCAUCAGCUUGCUGUCUUUUGAUGCCGUUCAUAACUCGCAGCAGCUGAAGCUUUUAGCCACUCUCAGACUUGCCAUCCAGGGCUCCACUUGGGACGAGAGAACUUUCAAGGAAGCCGUGGCCGGAGCGGCUCACAUGGCGCUGACAAUGACGGCUUAA
Molecule: messenger RNA, 1311 nt
Organism: Phalaenopsis equestris
Lineage: Eukaryota; Viridiplantae; Streptophyta; Magnoliopsida; Asparagales; Orchidaceae
Product: putative transcription factor bHLH041
Exons: 5
Coding region: 1-1311 (436 amino acids)
Molecular function (GO): protein dimerization activity
Source: RefSeq, a predicted model, not a curated record